Molecule: messenger RNA, 3110 nt
Organism: Ahaetulla prasina
Lineage: Eukaryota; Metazoa; Chordata; Lepidosauria; Squamata; Colubridae
Gene: MTHFS
Product: methenyltetrahydrofolate synthetase
Exons: 3
Coding region: 159-833 (224 amino acids)
Biological process (GO): tetrahydrofolate interconversion; folic acid-containing compound biosynthetic process
Cellular component (GO): mitochondrion
Molecular function (GO): 5-formyltetrahydrofolate cyclo-ligase activity
Source: RefSeq, a predicted model, not a curated record
AGCAGCGAGCGGUGCCUUUCCUCCCCGCCUUCCCGGCGCUCAGGGACCUUGGAAAAGACGCCCCCAGAGUCCGCUCAGCCCUUCCUCCGGGUCCGGGGCGCCUCCCCGAGGUCGGCCGUGGCGGCGGCGGCGGCUCCUGCUCUCGCAGUCACUCCCGCAUGGAGAGCUCGGCGGAGGGAGGAGGAGGAGCCGCCGCUGCAGCCGCCGUCAGCCCGGCCGACAUGGCAGCCUUGCACGCAGCCAAGCGCGCCCUGCGAGCGGAGCUGAAGCGCCGCCUGAAAGGGCUGAGCGAAGCCGAGAAGCUGCGCCAGUCGCGCCUGCUGGCCGGCAAGGUGAUGGCCCAUCCUCGCUACCUCGGUUCCCAGCGCAUCGCGGUCUUCCUGAGCAUGCCAGACGAGGUCCGGACCAACGAAAUCAUUAAAGACAUUUUCCAGAAAGGCAAAGAAUGUUUCAUUCCAUGGUACAAGCCCCAAAGCAGCCACAUGGACAUGGUCAAGCUAGCUUCCUAUGAAGAAAUUGCAGAGCUUCCUCUGACCUCCUGGAAUAUCCAUCAACCCGCUGAAGACGACGUGCGGGAAGAUGCAUUGGCAGUGGCGGGUGGUCUGGAUCUCAUCCUGAUGCCGGGACUUGGUUUUGACAAAUCGGGGAACAGGCUGGGAAGAGGAAAAGGGUAUUAUGAUACCUACCUCCAACGUUGCCUGCAGCAUCCGAAAGGAAAACCGUACACAAUUGCCUUAGCUUUCCAAGAACAGGUAUGCCCUAGGGUCCCUGUGUCUGAAACGGAUAUGAGAGUGGAUGAAAUCCUUUUCGAAGACUCCAAACAAGAACUUUGAUGAGUGACCGAUCAUUGCUUUUCAUGGAAUUUCUGGACUGCUUCAUUCACACCUAUUUUUUUUUAUUUGCAUUUAUUUCCCGCCCUUCUCCGAAGACUCAGGGCGGCUUACACUAUGUUAGCAAUCGUCUUCAUCCUAUUUGUAUAUUUAUAUACAAAGUCAACUUAUUGCCCCCAACAAUCUGGGUCCUCAUUUUACCUACCUUAUAAAGGAUGGAAGGCUGAGUCAACCUUGGGCCUGGUGGGACUAGAACCUGCAGUAAUUGCAGGCAGCUGUGUUAAUAACAGACUGCAUUAGCAGUCUGAGCCACUGACGAUGGGGAGGUUCUAUGAUGAACUUCUGCCAAUAUCUUUGUUAUCUCAACUCUGUAGCUGUGUUGAGGAUGGUUACAGCUACCAGUUUCUUCUGCCUAUAAAGAUGCAACAAAUCAUGUCUCUAGAUCCAGGAUGGCGAAACCUAUGGCAUGCAUGCCACAGAUAGCACAUGGAGCCAUAUUUGCGGGCACUUGAGCCGUUGCCCUGGCUCAGCUCCAGUGUGCAUGUGCCGGCCAGCUAAUUUUUGGCAGGCCCACCCACACUGCCCCUCCCCUCCCAGGAGUCUCCACACAGCCCUUUUUGGAUGCCAGGUGAAUAAAGGCUCUGGGAGGGCGUUUUCGGCUUCCAGAGGGCUUCUGGGAGGUGUUGGGGGAGGCAAUUUUCGCCCUCCCCAGGCUUCAAGAAAGCCAAUGGAACCUGAAGAGGGCAAAAAACGGGCCUACCAGAAGUCUGGAAAAAGGCCCAAAAUGGGGCACAAGGGGGUUGUGCCUGCAUGUGCGGGGGGGAGGGGGCGUCCGCGCAUGCAGGGGGGCAUUGAAUUAUGGGUGUGUGCACAUGCGAUCCCUCCCACGAUCCCCCCACUUUUGGCCCGCGGCGGCAAAAAAACUGCUCUAGAUGAUGCACAUAACACACGUGUGGAUUGCCUAUUUAUGUUUUCUAAACAAUUGGUGUGAUUUGGGUAGAGUUUCUUUUGAGGGAGACUCAUGAGAAAUACAUGAUCCAGAUGGUGAGUGAACCACCAGCAAGAAUACUAAGAGGUUUUUAUGGAGAAAAAGAGUAAUAUUCUAUAGACAUUGUGAAGGUGCUAUUUUAGAAAUUCGUUGAGCAAGAUGGCUUCAGUUAUCCCCAAUGGGUUUAUCCUCCAGAUGUAUGGACUUCUGGAAUUCUCCAGUAAGCAUGGCCAUUGCUGAAAAAGCUGGAAGUCCAAGAUCCACAUAUUUGGAGGUGCCCAGAUUAAUGAAGGCUGCCCCUCCCCUGCCAAAAUCCCUUCCUGAAAUAUUAGCCAGCGGGAUUAAGAGAAUAUGACUUUCUCACCUGAAUAGUGCCUUCCUACACAUAUUUAAGGGAUGUGGUAGCUCAGCGGCUAAGAUGCUGAGCUUGUCGAUUGAAAGGUCGGCAGUUCAGUGGUUCGAAUCCCUAGUGCUGUGUAAGGGGGUGCCCUCCCAUUACUUGUCCCAGCUUCUGCCAACCUAGCAGUUCGAAAGCAGGUAAAAAAUGCAAGUAGAAAAAUAGGGACCACCUUUGGUGGGAAGGUAACAGCGUUCCGUGCACCUUUGGUGUUUAGUCAUGCUGGCCACAUGACCACGGAGACGUCUUCGGACAAUGCUGGCUCUUUGGCUUUGAAACGGAGAUAGCAAAGCCCCCUAGAGUCAGGAACGACUAGCACAUAUGUGUGAGGGGAACUUUUACCUUUACAGAUAUUUUGGGCCACUCUUCUAGAGCAGGAAUCUCCAAACUUAGGAAUUUUAACACUUGCGGACUGGUUAAACUGCCUGAGGAAUUCUGGGAGUUGAAAUCCACAAGUCUUAAAAAUGCUAAGUUUGAAGAUCCCUGUUCUAGAAGUUGAAUACAAGAAACAGGAAAGGAAGUCUUACAAUGGUCUUAUCUUCAAGAUAUUACAUGUUAGAGGACGACUUCCGGUGUCCAGCGGCAACGGACGUCUGGAAGGCUUCUCCUGCCUCCAGUGCCCGAAUCCGGCCGCCGCCGAGGCCCUCAGGGGCCAGGUGUUCCGAAAAGGACACCUGCCGCACGGACGGCUCGCCAGGGGUCUCCCAGCCGACAUACAGGACUGUGGGGACCGAUGCUGGCGCGUCCUAGGCUUGGCGGGGUUUGGAGGCCACAGGCCGCGGCCAUUAUUUUGGUCGUCGCCUGGGCCGCUGUGCCCGGUGACACCGGGGCAUUGGAUUUAUAACUGCAGCAGCCUGGUGGUGAACAGGGAACGGAGAAGAAUUGAGGAGGAGAA